AUGACCCUCGUUUUUGCUCUGCUAGUUGCCGCAAUAACGGGAGUGGCUGCAAAUAAUAAUGACCCCCACGUUUAUCCCGAACAAGGGCCGUUCAUCGAAGGUUGGUAUGCCCGUAUAACGGACUCAUCCUCCCCACGCUCCUUCGGCGUUCUCUUCGGUCGGGUCUUACCAAAACCAUUGGAAGAAGGGAACAACAGCACAUCUCCUCCACUGACGUAUAUCUCCAUCAUCCGAAGUGACGGCAAUUCGGCACCGUUUGUCGUGGCCGAGGCCUACCCAGACGAGGACACCAUCUCGGUGACUGUAUCCGGCGGAAGACCGGUGACGGGAAAUCCAGACAACUGGAGUCCGUCACAUUUCGAAUGGGUAGCUAAGCCGUUCGGAUUCUUCAAUGUGACGCCAGAUUCAACAACGUUCGACUUUACGAUCGGAGACGAUCGCUUCUCGGGAAACUUCGGGCCUCCAUCUCCGUGGGGACCUCACGGUAAAGGACCAGAAGAUUGGCUUGGCAACGUACCGUUCAUCCCUCUCCAUUGGUUCGUCUAUAGCCUAGCAACACCUGGCGACUUUACUUGGGAGAAUGACAAGACGGGCCUCCGCAUCCAAGGCGACGGUACAAUGCACCAGGAGAAAAACUGGGGAAACGGCUUCCCUGCUUCAUGGAUCUGGAUGCAGGGUGUCAACUCAACCUCAUCGACGGCCUUCGCAGGGACAUUUGGGGUGCUUGGGUUCGGUCCUCUAUCGGUACCAGCUCACCUCUUCGGUGUCAGGGACUUCAACACCGAACUGGAGUUGAACUUCCACCCCGUCAAUUCAAUGGCCCGGGUGACCUCGGAUGGCUGCUCCGGCGAGGUGUCCAUCGAAGUGGUUUCGUUCCGGCACAAGUUGGUCAUACGGGCUAGGGCGCCUCCUUCGACCCUUCAGAAGUGUCUGAGAGGGCCCACCGAGCGGGGCUUCGAGAAUGUACUGGUUGAAAGCUUUGCGGCAUCGGUUGACAUCGCCGUGUAUGAGCGUAGGCUGUUUGGCUACCGUCUUUUGAGUACACAGAUAUUCGAAGGCGCUGCUCUGGAGUUCGGCGGAGAGGAACUCUGUCCCGAAAAUCCUUGUGUAUAG
Asterias rubens (European starfish) is the source of this 1113-nucleotide messenger RNA. RefSeq lists its product as uncharacterized. The record is from RefSeq and is a predicted model, not a curated record. The coding region runs from base 1 to 1113 and encodes 370 amino acids. Gene Ontology annotation, molecular function: tocopherol cyclase activity. Lineage: Eukaryota; Metazoa; Echinodermata; Asteroidea; Forcipulatida; Asteriidae. The transcript is spliced from 2 exons.